AUGCAACGACCGGAACGAGUGCAAUCGGAUACUCCCUGGGCAACCAGUGGCUUAGGCGCGGGCGCACCCAUCAGUUUCGAUUCUGUUACGGACAACCCAAGGGCGUCCUUCACAGAUGCUGAUGCGCAUAUAUCAAAAGCCAGCUUCUUUGCCCGGGUGUGCGUGGAGCUGCGUAUGAACACCUGUACGGCUGUGCGCCGCAAGGUGUUCUGCACGCGUCUGACAUUGCAGCUGGUUGUGCUGUGGACGCCUGCUUGUCGAGUACUAAUCAAGUGCGACUUUGGACGAUUGUCAAGCCGCUUUGCCGAAUACUGUUUCCAAGCACUGCGUUGUGCCGACAAGACGUCAUGUGUUUUUGGCUUCAAACGCGCGGAGGAGCUGAUUCGGAUCUUCAUUUCCCAACUACAGAACGAGAUUGACACCGACUGGUCGGUUCCACCCUCCAAGCGUGGAGUGCCACGUGGAAAGGCCAAGACAUUCUUCCCCGAGGCCGAGGGAGCUGAGGCGAUCGGGGCCAUCAUGGACUACUACCCUGACGAUAAAGGCAUCCAAUUGGCAAUCGACAAGGGCCUCGCCAAGGUGCAGCAGCUCUUGACGAUGGACAUUGGGCCCAUCACCUGUGGCAUUCCGCGCCCUGGCAGCAUAUGGCACUAUGUUACCAUCCCUGUCCGCAGCGUGCCGUAUGGCGCCCAUCGGAUGCGGCUACUGUCCACAGUCUCCUUGGCUGCGGGGCCGACUGGCUUAUCCACCCUGCCUGAGAGCGAGUUAGAGGUCGGUGGCAUUGAGUACGGCAGCGAGGAGGUGGAUGAGUGGACCGACGAGCGGGCCGAGGUUCAAGACACAGGUGCCGCCGACAGUGCAACGGAUGAUGACCUGGCCAUCGGACGGGGCAUGAUUGCUGCCAUACCGCAUGAUGAUGGUGGUGAAGACGCUGAGGAGCACGAUGAGCCAGGUGGCACCUUGACCAAGGGCAAGAAGCGCAGUGUUGGCCGUGGCAAGAUGACCCGUCUCCUGGCCGCCCUUUUGGAGUUUUGCCGACUGGUCAAUGCAUUCAUUUCCCGGCAGCCACGGGACCCUGUCAAUGGUCGUUUCUGGUCCACAUCCGAGGAGUUCAGAGAGGCGCUGAGCAUGCUCACUAGCGCCGACCAGGACCACCUAUCAGAUGGUGACUGCGUUGCAGUUGUGGAGGCCGAGCAGGGCAGGGCCGUGGUGCGGGUGGGAUUUGUAGAGCGGCUACUGGCACCACAACAAAGGCAUACCAAGGCCAAGCAGGCGCUCCGGCGUAUCCGCCAGUUGGACAUCAACGACAUCAGUGGCCGCUUGCGCCUGCGGCUGCUUUCACCCGCAGGCAAAGACGAAAAUGGGCGGCUGCAAUACCUUAUGCCCCACGCCUUGGCGUGUUGUGCUAACGCGUUGUGGGAGGCCAGAAGCAUCGUGCAGUUGGUGAACAUGAUGCCUGGACGAGACGACCCUGCGGGUGGACACUACAUCAUGCACGAGGAUGAUGAAAAGGCACUGCGGGGGUACUGUGCGGCGCACACAUUGGUUUUGGACGAGAAGGGCGUCAGUCGGGGACGAGGAGGGGCAGCAGCGGCUACAGCGAUCGUGGCGGGCACGGUGCAGGCCAAGGGGACCGACAUGGCGUUCUCGGCACCUAAACCAGCACAGCCCCGCCAGCGCAAGCUUGAGAUGCGGGUCAACCCUGAGGCCCGCCGUGAUGUGGCUGCUGCACUAGGGCAGCAAACCAAGUCAGGCAGGAAAGUGCAACUCACAAAGAGGGCGCUAGGAGAGGAUUAAGGCCGGAUCGGUUGUGCAACUCACAAAGAGGGCGCUAGGAGGGAUUAAAGCCGGAUCGGUUUCGGUUUCGUCAAGUUGUAAAUCGGGAAAGGGGUUUUGGUGGGUAGUGACGGGUGCGUGUGGAAUUUUGACUGUCAGUACGUGACUGGGCGAUGUUAAUAGCAAUCGUUUCGUUGUCUAUCAUACCGCUCGCAUACUUCGUUGUGAUGGUUCACGUGUAUGGUUAAGACCUUUGUUAAGUAUGUGAUCCAGUGUGAUGUGCGUGCGUGUAUUCAUCUAAACGUGCAAGGAAGGGUCCGCUUAAACGUGCCGUAAUCCUCUGGAACCUGUACUGCACCCCUCUGCAUGUGGCUGAAUUGUACAUAUCUGGGCUUCAGUGAACUGCGUGGCUUUAAACACACUCCCUUAUUACGUGCAUAUCUUCUGGGUGUGUGGACCAGUGUGGAUAGUGCGGAUGCACCCUUGGUUUUAUCAGGUUACAAGUUCCGCACGAGUGUGGCGGUGUGGCGGUGUCCAUGAAAGCUGGAUCGGCCAUGGACGGUAAAUAAUCAUUAGUGCGGUUACAUGGUGGACCAUCCAUCUCAGAGCAACGUGCCGGGUUUCCCACAUUUUCGAGGGGAACCUGGUUAGUGCCAGGAGUGGUGCCUCGGUCAUAAUCGUGUGCAUGUCGCACCCUUGAAACACGAGAUCACGUUCAUAUUUAGCCGCUGUUCUUGUGUAAGCCAGGCAUUCC
This is a messenger RNA of Volvox carteri f. nagariensis, 2530 nucleotides long. RefSeq lists its product as uncharacterized. The coding region runs from base 1 to 1797 and encodes 598 amino acids. NCBI's taxonomy places the organism in Eukaryota, Viridiplantae, Chlorophyta, Chlorophyceae, Chlamydomonadales, Volvocaceae. The transcript has 7 exons. The record is from RefSeq and is a predicted model, not a curated record.